CACCCAGUUGGGCUUCCCUCAUUCAUUGUCCUUAUAACUUCCUAUCGUCUCCUUUUUACCUGGUCACUAUCUUAAAAAUUCCGAGGCUACCAUAGGACUAACUUACAAUAGUAUUGAUACCCAGCUUCUGCAAAGUGUAUUUGAAACUCACUCGAGGCAUAAGGCUCAUCAACACAUUCAUCUCAUCUGCGCCCCCAGAAAGCGCUAGAGUAACGCUGUACAGCUGAGGUGUCGUUUUCGUUGACACACUUACGUCGCCGUCACACCGCCUGGGACCAGAAGCCUGUCCCUUAUCCGGACCGACUCGCUGGUAGAGUUACGGGAGGAACAUUGAGGCUUCACACAAUCACUAGUACUUUACUACCACCAGUUUCCUCCAGUCCCUCUUCGGGGACAGUCAACAAUCAUGGCGACCCUAUCAGUAUAUGGGUCAGAUUUCCUGACCACCACCAAGAAAAAGGCCAUCGAGGAUGCCAAGAAGAUGCAGGCUGUUGUUGCAGAAGAAUGCAACAAGUCAGGAAAAGAAGCACCCCCAUAUCAGCUAGAGGAGCUCAUCGGCAAAGGCAGCUUUGGCCGCGUCUACAAGGCAACGGAUAACAAGUCCAGUGCUGUUGUGGCUGUCAAGAUCAUCGACAUCGAAGAGAGCGACAGGGAAAAUCCCAGGCUGGCGGACACGUAUAGCGAGUUUAUGAAGGAGACCAGUGCCCUCAAGUUACUCAGUAACAGCGGCGCAAAGAACAUCAAUCUCAUUCUCGAUGUACUGCCCGUUGGACAGUCCAUGUGGCUGAUCACCGAGUACUGUGCUGGCGGAAGCGUGGCUACUCUGAUGAAGCCUACAGCACCCGGGGGCUUGCAGGAGAAGUGGAUCAUUCCCAUCCUACGAGAAGUCGCAGAGGCCAUAUUUUGGGUACACAAAGAAGGAAUCAUUCACCGUGACAUCAAGUGCGCCAACGUACUUGUGACGGAGACGGGCGCCGUACAGCUCUGUGACUUUGGUGUGGCUGGCAUCGUCGAGACCAAAUUCGACAAACGGUCGACGUUUAUCGGGACACCUCAUUGGAUGGCACCGGAACUCUUCGAACCCACGCCGUCCUACAGCACACCGGUUGACAUAUGGGCGUUUGGAUCUAUGGUAUACGAGAUUGCCUCUGGACUUCCUCCCAAUGUCAUGUCGGGGUUUAACAUCCCCCAGCUUGGCAAUUACAUCAAGUCCCACGCGCCUCGUCUGGAGGGAGACCAGUACUCAGACAAUCUCAAGGACUUGGUGGCUUUCUGCCUGGUGGAGGACCCCGCAAAACGACCGACCAUUGAACAAGUCCAACGGCACCCUUACAUAUUCAACACGAGCUCAGAAUACCCAGCAGCAUCUCUUUCCAAUCUCGUCCGAGGUUAUAAGGUUUGGGAGGCGCAGGGAGGUAUCAGAAAAUCACUGUUCGCGCCCGUUGGUGCUCAAGGCCCGUCCGAUUAUGCCUCAACUGCCCUCUCCAAUGACGAGUGGAACUUUAGCACAACGGUCGACUUUGACCGAAUGGCCAUGGACAGCGAUGCCCAAGCUGUGUAUGAUGUUUAUGGGCACAAUGUCGACUUCGAGUUCGACGAAGAGCAGACCCGGCGCCCCAAGCCUAAAGGAAGGAGGCGGCCGCCUCCUCCUAAACUGCUAGCUCUCAAGGCACCUCUGGAAAAGCUGUUUGAUCCUAAUACGAUCUCUGGCUACGAUGAGAACUCGCGUGCUUAUUACGGUCUGGGGGCGCCUCCUCUAACGGCUACAGCAGAGACAACACUAGUACUGGAUCUACCAAAAGACUCAGAUCUCAACCUACGACAAUAUGAACCGAGCUCACAGGCGGCACUGCGAGAGUCGCUCAUAGACCUGGAUGCCUCCUUUGAUGGAAAUGACCUGUCUCAGUUUGUUGACAUGGAGACUAUUAAGGCUGGCCCCCGUGGUUCGAUAGAUUACGCAGCCUUCAACCCGAACCCGGACUUCAGCAAACCGCCCCUCAGCGACCCGGCAGAUAUGCCAAUGAACAUCAACCGCCGUACGCAGGACUGGAAGUUCCCGUCAAUGGCUGCUCCGCCGGCUUCUGCCCAUCCGGAGAUGUCGCGCUUCCCGUUCCCGUGGAAUGAAGAGCGCUCCAACGACAGCCAGAACGACAACUUCGUUCGACCACCCCUCAUACACCACCCAACAGACCCGCUAGGCUUCCAAUCGAUGGGCUACGAUUCCAUGCCGCCCAAGCCUCCGGUCGACAACCGCGUUUCGGUAGGGAGCCUGAUCGAUCUCGAUGAAAGCUUACCUAUGCCAACAAACGAUUUCACCAAUCGGGAGUAUACGCGGCCAUCCACAGCCAACUCGGACGCCGCUUCCGUCAGUGGUUCAGAGAUAGGCGGCGCAAACCCAUUCGACCUCGAACGGCACGCUUCACUUUAUCAGCCGCUGCCUGUCGUACGAUCAUCAUCGGUCCGCGAACCGUCCAUCUACGUGUCGGACGACAGCGAUUACGCCCGGGUCGCUCAGGCGCCGUCAGAGGAGCAAUUCAUCGGGACCAACGGUCGUGGCACGCCCGACUAUGCUUCAUCCGUUAACGGCGGAGGCAGCGUAGGGAACGGUAGUAUCGGCGGCGGUAGCAUCGGCGGCGGAAGCAUCGGCAGCAGGACAAGCAGCCGCGCCCACUCCCGCGCGGACAGCUACAGCUACGCCACCGACGACGACGUGGGGGGGUAUUCAGCCGGCGAGUACGCCGAGUCGGACUACCUGGGCGGCAGCAUGGAUCCGAUGGCGAUGGGUAGUCGUGAGCGCAACCGGAGUCGCCGGCGGCCGAGCGGCAUGCGGCCGGACCCGGAUAUGCACCAUCCGCCUCGCGGGUACGGCAUGGGCGGGAGCAUGAAUGGGAAUAAUGGUAUGGGCAGCCAUGGUGGCGGGCAUCAUGGUCACCAGGCGCAUGGUCAUGGUCAUGGUCAUGGCCACAGCAAUAGCCAGGGUUCAACGGAUAUGAUGCAUAUGCCUCAAGUCCCAGAGCCGCCGAGAGUCAGGGUGAUGCAGGGCAUGGCGAAUCGAGAGGAGGUGAGGGAUGAUGUGAUGAGGUUGCUGGCUAGCUUCUCUGAGCACCUGGGGUUUGCGAAUGCGCAUGUAAAUACGCUUCCGGUGAGGCAGGGGAGGAGGGGAAGCGAGGUGAAUACGAGUGUGUGAGGGAAGUAUGAGUAUUACAUUGGGAUACGGUUUGUCUCUAAACCACACUGAAGUAAUUAUUUGAUGUGUGUAGUUGGUGUGUGCAUGGAGAGUUCAGGGGUAUAUGGUGUAGCAUGGAUCUAGGGUCAGGUACGGAUAAGCGUCUUAGCGGUAGUAUACAAAGAGCAUAGGAAUUGUAAUUCUUGUUAACAAACGGAUUGUUAGUGAAAAUUUGUCGAGAUUGAAGAUGUUGUUUACUGUCAUCAAAUGAUGUAAUCGAUAGUGCUGUGGUGGUGAUUGCAAGACGGGCAGCCUAGUAUAGGGUGUAAGAUGUUGUUGGGUUGAAGUUGAGAUAAA
This is a messenger RNA of Neurospora tetraspora, 3523 nucleotides long. RefSeq lists its product as uncharacterized. Gene Ontology annotation, cellular component: nucleus; cytoplasm; mitotic spindle pole body. Gene Ontology annotation, molecular function: protein serine/threonine kinase activity; ATP binding. The transcript has a single exon. The record is from RefSeq and is a predicted model, not a curated record. Bases 407 to 3187 code for a protein of 926 amino acids. Lineage: Eukaryota; Fungi; Ascomycota; Sordariomycetes; Sordariales; Sordariaceae. Gene Ontology annotation, biological process: chromosome segregation; protein phosphorylation.